This is a messenger RNA of Meriones unguiculatus (Mongolian gerbil), 7714 nucleotides long. RefSeq names its product low density lipoprotein receptor class A domain containing 4 (gene Ldlrad4). Gene Ontology annotation, molecular function: R-SMAD binding. The coding region runs from base 897 to 1811 and encodes 304 amino acids. NCBI's taxonomy places the organism in Eukaryota, Metazoa, Chordata, Mammalia, Rodentia, Muridae. The record is from RefSeq and is a predicted model, not a curated record. Gene Ontology annotation, biological process: negative regulation of transforming growth factor beta receptor signaling pathway. The transcript has 8 exons. Gene Ontology annotation, cellular component: early endosome membrane; Golgi membrane.
GCCGGGGAGGAGUCGCGGCGGCGGCCGCCAGACAGGCUGCAAGUCCUGAGAAGGCGAGGGGGGGGGGGGGGCGGGGAGCUCCGGGAGCCCGGUGGCAGGUCCCUCUUAAAGAGCCACGCCGCGCCGCGCCGCCCGGAGCGCUGCCCCUCCCCCGCAGCCCGUGGGGCCGGUGGCCCGACCGCGCGGUGGGCGGUCCCGCUCACCCAUCCAGGGGGCUGCGGCAGGCUGCCCAUCCUUGUCCACUCCUGACUCCAUCUUGGUCUUCUGGUCUAUACCCACAUUCUUCUUCCCAGGAAAGGGAAAGGUUCGUAGCUGCACAGAGUCUGAGGUAUUCUGCAGCCAAGUUCCAAGCUGUUUACAGUCGUGUUCUUGAUACAGCAUUCCAGGCCCUCCAUCUGCAGCAUCAGAUUGCCUUCUCCUGUUGUACUGUUCGUAGGAGUGGAUCUCAGGCUCCGAGUCAUUCAGAGCAAGAACAGAAGCAAAGCAGAGAGAGCAGCAGAUCAGAGCAGCCUGUGAACCAUUGAUGAGGCUGAGCCUGCUCACUGUGUGGAAGAUGUUGGUGACCGCGAGGCCCAGGAGCCCUUCACUUUGAGGCGGGAGAGCGGAUUUCAGCAGGACAGCUUCUCCGUCCCCGACCUCACCAUGGCCUCACCUCUCUGGCUGGACGGCUGAUGAGACGGCGUCCUACACGCUCUUGGAUUGUGUGGCGUCCUGGUAGUGCCUGCUCUUGGGGUGUGGGAGCACAGCCAGAGGGCAUCAGAUGCUCCCAAAAGCUGGACCAAAAGAGUGAUGGACUUGGACAGGCUAAGAUGGAAGUGACCUGAGGCCUCGCCCAGGCAGUUUCUUCAUCACAGGACAGCUUAAGAAUUGAAACACAGGCUUGUUUGGGGAGCAGUAUGCAGGAAGCUGGUUUUCAGGCCACAAACGCGUUCACAGAGUGCAAAUUCACCUGCACCAGCGGUAAAUGCUUGUAUCUUGGUUCACUGGUCUGUAACCAACAGAAUGACUGUGGGGACAACAGUGACGAAGAAAACUGUCCCCUGGUGACUGAGCAUCCGCCUCCAGGCAUCUUCAACUCGGAGCUGGAGUUCGCACAGGUGCUCAUCAUUGUCGUGGUGGUCACGGUGAUGGUGGUGGUCGUUGUGUGCCUACUGAACCACUACAAAGUCUCCACGCGUUCCUUCAUCAAUCGCCCCAACCAGAGCCAGAGACAGGAAGACGGGCUGCAGCCGGAAGGGUCCCUGUGGCCUUCUGACAGCUCCAUGCACCGGCCAGGGCCUUCAGAGAUCAUGUGUGCCCCUCGGGGCAGGGAGAGGUUCACCACCCCAGCCUUCAUCCAGCGGGAUCCCUUCAGUCGUUUCCAGCCCACCUACCCGUACGUUCAGCACGAGAUCGACUUGCCUCCCACCAUCUCCCUGUCGGACGGGGAGGAGCCGCCUCCUUACCAGGGACCCUGCACUCUACAGCUCCGGGACCCAGAGCAGCAGAUGGAACUCAACAGAGAGUCCGUGAGGGCCCCACCCAACCGAACCGUGUUUGACAGUGACUUGAUAGACGUUUCUAUGUACAACGGGGGACCAUGCCCACCCAGCAGCCACUCUGGCGUCAGUGCAGCUACCUGUAGCAGUAACGGGAGGAUGGAGGGGCCGCCCCCGACCUACAGCGAGGUGAUGGGCCACUACCCAGGCACCUCCUUCUUCCAGCACAGCACACACAGGGGCGGCAGCAGACCGCCUUUUCAGCAGAACAACUCAGAGGGCACAGUAGUACCCGUCAAAGGCAAAGACAGGAAGCCUGGGGACCUGGUCUGAUCGCCUCCACAGUGCACUUUUCAAGGAGAGAGAAACCUCGGCAGGGAGAGAGAGGCCUGCAGGCUGGCCCUGCCUCAGUGGCUGUCCGGCUUUACGUGGUCCAGCUGAGUAAAACCAAAUGUGCAAACGCGGUCUUCGUUUCUGAUUCCUUUCAUGGGAAUUGCAUGCAAACAAGACUGAAACCAUUCAAACUUCCAUCAGGUCUGACCACAAACAGUGUUCAUCUUGGGGCAGGGGUGGAGUCAGGGCUAGAGAUGGCAUGAGCUUGGCAGAGGGCAUGCAGAGAGAACCGAGAAGGCUGCUUUGAAGACAUCAUGAAAGUAAGACCCACAGAGGUAUUUUUGACAUAUUUAAUUCCAAAAGGAGACUGCAGAUACACGAGGCCAGAACGGCCUGUUUUAUAAUUAACUGAAUACAGAAGGAAGAAGUAUUAUAUAUUAUCAUGGGGAAGAAUCAGCCAGUUUGCUUUUUCUCCAAAGGUUGUGACACUUUUAUUUUGUUUUAAAAAUAUGAGUCAAAACUCCUGUUUUGUGUGCCAAGGUAUAAAGUUGGAGAAGUCAGACGAGUGAGAGGAACUAAUUUGUGUUGUGGUAUGUUUUAAGAGUUGCACUAUCAAUGACGUUUAAAAUAUGGAUGAGGGAACUGUGUCAUGUGAGGUUCUGUAUGUUGUCUUGUUGCCUAUGGAUGGCUAUUAUGCCCAAGGAACACCUCGGAGUGUCCACGGGGUCACACAAGAAAGGCAUUUGGGGAUGUGCUCUGGUGUUUACCAAGUUGCAUACAUUUAAAGAGUGCUUAUGUUGCAAGUUUGCAGCCAGAAGCGUACUACUGAGGUCUGCGGAGGGGCCGGUGAAGGGAAAACACCUGAGCUGCGAGUCGAGCGUCCUGCAGAGCUAGCCUUAUUCCCAGCACCGUCAGCAAGUGUUUAGACUUUUUUCACUGUAGCAUGAAGUAUAUUCAGAUACAUACCCUAUUUUAUGCAAUAAAUUGUUUAAAAUGCAAGAUGGUUAUUUUGUGUACUGCUGAACUUUGUGGCACAGCUAGUCCCACUGCCCCUCCCCUUCCCUGGGCAGCUCUGUUGAGUUCUGCAAGGGUGCUCUGUUCGGCCUCUGGCACUGGCAGCUGCCUCCUCUUGGCUUCCUAAGUGCCAUGCUGGUAAUGGUCCCUCUUGGUUAAUAUGUCCCCGGGCCUGAGAGAGGAAUACAUCUGGCAUAAGCUAUUACCCAUCACCAGUGUUGCAUGUUAGAGAAAUCCGGCCCAGACCUACCCAGACUCCUGGCACGAGCUUAUUCUGCCUUAGCCAGUCUUUGUACUGUGGUCAGUUGGAGAACAGAAAUGGUGGGCAGGGCUGUGACUCAGGACAAGGAAAGGCAGGCAGAGUUGCAGCUGGAAAAUGGCUUCUUAGUAUUUGAAGUCGGUUUACUAUUUCUAAUAUUUCCAAACGUUCUUAUGUAGAAUAGAAAACAAACAAACAAACAAACAAAAACCAAACAAACCAAACAACGUUCUUCUACAGAUGCAAGGGCUGGCUUUGUAAACCCUGUACCAAGAGGCCAUCCAUGGUGCCAGGCCUCUCUGCAUGGAACAGAGCUAAAAGCAAUGGAGAUUCAGUGGCAGCUUUAACACCAAUUCUGUGUGUGUGUGCGUACAUGUGUGGUCUGUUUUCAGCAGUGAUUACGUGAGGUAACAACCCUUAGCUGAGAACUAGAGGUUGUCCGAUGCUCCCAGUCCUGUCUGACCCCAGGCUUCUCAUUUCUGCUUGUCUCAGUAGGCAGGCCACUGGCUUGCUUUGAGACUUGAGAUCUCCAUAGGAUGUAUCCACAGGGAUACUCACAGCCCAAAGGAGAGAGGAUAGGCAGCAGUCGGCAGUUUUUGCUUAAACUCUGCUUAGAAGGAUGUACCCUGGAGGGUGACUGGGAGUCAGGAGCUGCUUUUCUGCCUUGUCUGGUGACAUUUAGUGGCCUCUCAGGCCAUGGGCUAACUGGGCCAAAAGGUGACCUUUCCCACUUCCCUGAGGCCUCCUGAGAAGGUUCUGGCCCCUGGUGACCUGUGCUUUCAGACUGCUUGAAAUGGCAGAGAUCCAAUGGCAGAGGAGAGGAGGAGGUGGUCUGUGUCCUCACUGGGUUCUCACUGGCAGGGACUGGCAGGACUGAUUGCUAAGGUGAGGUUAUUAGAAGGUGAGGUUAUGGUUUUGUCAUUCCAAAUCCUAACUGGUUUUGGUGAAGCUGGUGAUCCUACCCCUUUAGUUUCAGCUCUUCAUGGCUUCUCAAUCCUUGCUUUUAUCCUUACUUUAUCACCAGCUGUGGGGAUGAACCGAGAUCAGAGAACUGUAAAUUCCUUCGGAAGUUGGCAAGCACACAGACAUUUUGUAGAUGCCAAUAGUAUUGACAAACCAAUUAAUUCAAGUAACUUUAAUUUCCUUUCAAAAGAGAAGUUGCCUUCUUCUUACACACACAAUGACUUUGAGGCUGGACUUCUUUUAGGAGUUAGCUUAAAAGCCAAAGCAAAGGUCAUAAAAAUGAAUUUAGUCCAUUUCUCUUGGCACAGGGAGAAGAUUUAGGUAGCAGCCUUCAAGCUGACAGUCCAUGCCACACUGUGUCCUGGCUCUAAGGUCUUAAGUAGCAAUUGUGGGGCCUGCUGUCUUUCAAGAAGUGAAGCGCUUAGAACCCAAGUAUUCGGUUUAGAACACAGUGAAUCUAGGCAACUGACAGCAGGUUCUAAUGAUAGAUUAUUCCCAUAGGGCAGUAAAGGUUUGCAUUAUUAGGAGCAGCAGCCAUAGCAGGCUAGGAACACUUAUGUGUUACCUCAUAUGAGACACAAUCUGCAGAUCCAUCUACUGGAGAUCUCUAGGAACAAUGAAGGACUAUUUAAUACAGAGAUGGUGAAGCCAACUACACAUCCAGUUACAGUCACUGCUAAAUCAUGCCCCAUGCCUCCUCCACCCAACACAUACCUAAACUCACAAGACAUCAAGAGGUGGCAGAGUGACUAGCACUUACAGAUGUACUGUGACAAUUACAUUUUUCCUUUGUAACUUUUAGCUCAAACUCAAGAGCCAAGGCUGAGAAGUCAAACUGAGAUGAAUGCCUCUCACACAAACAUGGGAACUGGGUUUAAAAAAGAGUAUUUUUAUGUGUGUGAAAUUCUAAGUAGUUUUAUUUGAUCCUUAUCUUUGUUUUAUUGGGACCAAAAGGAAGUACUUUCAGAAAGCUGCUUUAAUCUGAGAAUCCAUUCAUGUGCCUGCCUUCCGCUCAGGUGUCAGUUUUACAUCUCUUACCUGCUGUUCUUUUUAGAAAGACUCCUGGGGUAGCCCUACUAAGAUGCCCUCAGACUGUGUCAUUGAGGCAGCCCAGAGGGCCCAUUGAGUUCUGCUGGCACUCCGAUGGAGCUGGACAUCCCUGGGCUCCACGACUUGGUCCAGAGACACAAUGCACACACUGUAGCAGCGCUUCCAGUGUUUUGCUAUUUCAGAUGGUGACUCUGAUGCGUGCUAAAAACUUGAGCAGCAGGAGCGAGGGGAACACACUGGGAAGGAUGCUUUCUGUUAUCUCUGCUCUUCUCCCGUUCAGUCACCCACUGUGACUUGCUUGCACCCUAAAAUCACAAGCAGCUUCAUGGCUUACUUAGACUGUACCCAUUCCAACAGACCCCAUUGUGUGGCUGCCUGGAGCUGUUUAGUCCUUGGAGAAACGGACAAAUCACAAUAGCAUCCGCAGCCACAGUCUAAAGCCACAGUCCAUUGGUUUUAGAAAUAAAAAUGUCAAUUAACAGCUGGCUUUGCAAGCCGGAGGUAGCACAAGGCUGGUGUCACAGCACAGGGACAUCUUGUUGAGCAAGGGACUUCUCUCCACAUCCCAUCUUUGUCCCUAGGUGUGCUGGACACAGUUUAGCAUGAGAAGUUUAGCACUAGGCAGAUGAUGCGGUUGCACCCAUCCCCUCGGUCCCUGGCUCUGCAAGCCCACCCCUCAGCAGCUGGGGUGCCUGUGUUCUGAUGUCAGAUGUCGGGCCCAGCCCCGGCGUGCAAUGCUCACCUUUGUCGUGCCUCACUUGAAAUGGUGCUUCAACUGUUUGCUUUUAUUUGUAAGGUGCUGUAUAUACACUGAACAUCUGCACAUGCUCUACCCAAUGGGUAGAACAAGAACUUAAUACUGUAAUAUAUUGUAUAGAUAUCAAUUUUAACAGAAAUGGCAUAGAACUUGUGAAUGCCUAUGUACUCCCAUCUUUUGUAAGGAAACUUGCAAAUGAUUACAUAACAGAUAAAGUCUAUGUAGUUUAUUUUCCUAUUAAAUAUCGUAUUAACACCAUGGAAUGCAGUCUGAACAAGCAAGCAGCCGUUUAUGACCAGCACAUAAAUAGGAAUUGAGUCGUACCUUUGCUCUGAAAACACUUCCGUAAUUUCUAAGAUGUUGUUUUAAUCCCUUUAGAGAUAGUUAGACCAGUUUGGUUCUGUUUUAGUCAGGGGAGAAAGGUUGCUUUUUAGCUUGCUCUGUGUGCAGGCUCUCUCUCACUGCAGUAUCAAUGUCAGGCCUCAGUGGUGUGUGCAAACCUUUGCCGACACACAUGGUGUGAGGAAAGUGAGUGACUAUAGCAGAGGCCGUACAGCCUCGGGGCACUUCUGUUUGUGCCCAUGUUUCUCGGUGCCUUGUCUUAUAAACGGAAGCUAUGAAGCCAAUGAACUGUCAGGAAUUCGCCGGGAGAGUGUGCCUGAGAAAACAGAUCCACUGGGGAUGAUUAGGGUAGGAAAAAUGGUUUGAGUGGCCAUUAGAGCUGCCCAUCAGCUAAGUACAGAAUCUAAAGUCCAUUCCUAUUGUGUCCUGUGGUAGCCCUGACCCCUAAGGCUACAUGUUAAGGUACAUGUCAGUUCACACUUUUCUCUUCCAGCUGUUUUCAGUGUCCACUUGCGGUUUUGGCAUUUUUCUUUAAGUUUUUUUCACUUAAGCAAAGAAGCCUUGGUGCCCAUUAAACCACCAUGGAUACUAAGUGCCGUCCAAAAAGACAAUUCAUGGAAUGAUGCCCAUGAUCCAGCUGUGUCACCAGGUGACUGUUUGAGUAAUUCCAGGCUUUUUCUUUGCUCUGUUAGGUACUCUGAUUCUGAAAGCCAGAAGCAGAAUUGCCGCUCAAUCAUAAAAACACACUUGAAGCUCUCGCUAAUUGUGCUUAAUGUGCAACUCUUUAUGCUGACUCAGUUCUCCAACUCCUCUUAAAAGAGCUGAGCGAGGAGGACAGUGGGUACCUCCUAAGUCCCAUCCAAGUCCAAGUUAGUGUCUCUGCCUACUACAGGGCACACCCUCAGGAUCCCUGGGUCCAAGACACGAAGCACUGUCAGACAAUCACUGUCAGAAAAUGGGCACUCUAGCAUCAGAAUGUUCUGGACUCAGUAGUAAGAUGUGUAACCAACCAGAUUCCCUUCUAUAGACCCAGCCCUGGCCGAGCAUUCCACUCAACGAUACUGGUUCUUGUCUGAUAUACUUGCCUUUCAAUUUCAACUCAUAUCCUUGCUGAGUUUAUAGCUGUUUAAAAAUAUAUACAGCGGUAUCCACGGUAUUUCAGCUCAUUGAACUUUUAUUAUAAAGCAAUCUACUGAGAAGUACAACUGUAUUUGAACCUUCAAUCUUUGUGAGCUAUGAUAAUCAGAAUUCAUAGAGCCCUUUUGUGUUUCAGCAACCACAUGCUUGCUCUUUAACACAAUCCCUGGUUAUAUAUGGGAAGUGAUUCACAACUGUCAUGCACCUGCCCUUUCUGCCCAGGCAGCGAUGCGGUUUAGACCUCAGGUCUGUAAUUGCAAUACUUUUGAUGAAAGAUGUUGCACAAGUGCUGUUUGUUAGUUAUGAAAUCAGGUGUCCUGCGUGUUCUUAAUGCCAUGGUCAAAUCAUAGCACAAAAUCAUUAAAAAGCAUCAGUGAUAAA